GUUAAAUCUCUGUCCCCCGAGUCCUUUGAGACUAGCCUGUAUACUUCAGGACUACAAGGACUGCAAACUGAAAUCUGAAAAAUGAGGACAGCUCUCAUCUUGCUCUGCCUUCUGGGAAUAGCCUGUGCUUUCUCAGUAAAAAACUUCCGAAGAAGAUUUAAGGCUGAGGAUUCAGAAGAGAAUGCAGUAUUCAAGAACAGACAUAGGUAUUUUCUUUACAGAUAUCCUUACCUCUACCCACCUAUGAAAAGAAUCCAGUUUAAUAGCGACUCAUCUGAAGAAGGAUAUGGUGGGGACAGUUCAGAAGAGGAAGAGGAAGGAGAAGACGAAGGGGGCCAGUCAAAUGAGGAAAAUGAAGGUGGAAAGGAGAACGAGGAGACCACUGAGGCUCCUAGUGGGCCACCAACAUUAGAUAAGAAGGGUGUUAGUGAUGCCAAACCACCUAAGCAGGUGCCAGUAAGAAAAGAGCCUCUUGGGAAACCAGGUAAAGGAGGAGAUGCUAAAAAGGCUGAGAAAGACCAAGCUCCAGAAAAAGGUGGGAAAAAGGAAGAAGAAGACAGUGAUGAAAAUGAGGAGGAAGAAAAUGAGGAAGAGGAGGAAGAACAGGAGAAAGUGGAUGAGAAUGGAAGUGGUGUCAAUGGUACAAGCACCAACAGCACUGCAGAAGAGAAUGGAAAUGGUGGCAAUGGAGAGGAGGAGGAAGAAGAAGAAGGAGAAGAGACUGCAGCAACCACCAUUGUUCCAACCACCCUCUUCACCACUGUGGUCCCCACCACAGAGUACCAGGAUCAAUAUGAAACUACCACAGAAGAACAAUGGCAUGCUGAGACCACCCCUGAAGAUCAGUGGCAAUAUGACACUACCACCGAAGACCCAUGGGCUUAUGAUACCACCACCACCACCGGUUAUGAAAAUGGCUAUGAAACUCAAACAGAUUACUAUGGGAGUGAGAAUGGGUACCCACGGGGGGGAUACCUUCAGAACAUAUGAAGAUGAAUAUAGCUACUACAAAGGGCAUGGGUAUGAUGUUUAUGGCCAAGAUUACUACUACAAUCAGUGAAGAAAAUAAGUCAUCUCUUGGCACAGUUUAUAAAAACGUUUUGCAUAGCAAUUGUUCACAUGUGUCUACUCAGGAAGAAGCAUCCCAAUAUAACAUGGUGCUUGUUGAGAAAGAUAGACUAUUAAUGUCUGGCAUUAUCUCUAAAUAUGAAAAUAUUUUCUUUUUAUCUGACUGUCAAACAUGUGCUUUUGACCAGUAUUCAUUUAUCCUUUGUGGACUUUUGCAGAGUUUGCAGAUCUUGUUUUUUUAAAACAUCAUGGUGCAAAUGAAUAUGAUACGUCUAAUGGAAUUACUGUUCAAAUUGAGGUUUGUUGUAUGCUGUGUAUGCUCUAUCUCUGUGUUUAUAUUAAAGCCAAGAUAAGUUUUGAAACAGUGUACAAAUUGGACUGGCUUUGAGUUUUAAAAAAUAAAUAAAAGAAGGA
Sceloporus undulatus (fence lizard) is the source of this 1482-nucleotide messenger RNA. It is a transcript of the gene IBSP, whose product is annotated as integrin binding sialoprotein. The record is from RefSeq and is a predicted model, not a curated record. Gene Ontology annotation, cellular component: extracellular region. Gene Ontology annotation, biological process: bone mineralization; extracellular matrix organization; ossification. Lineage: Eukaryota; Metazoa; Chordata; Lepidosauria; Squamata; Phrynosomatidae. The transcript has 7 exons. Bases 82 to 990 code for a protein of 302 amino acids.